Galleria mellonella (greater wax moth) is the source of this 2626-nucleotide messenger RNA. RefSeq lists its product as uncharacterized. The transcript is spliced from 15 exons. The coding region runs from base 81 to 2060 and encodes 659 amino acids. NCBI's taxonomy places the organism in Eukaryota, Metazoa, Arthropoda, Insecta, Lepidoptera, Pyralidae. The record is from RefSeq and is a predicted model, not a curated record.
UUAAAUGCUAUGUUGCAUUUCUGACUCGUCUGUAAAUUUUUAUUUUAUAUUUUUUAUAUUAUCUAUAUAAAUUGUCCAAAAUGGAGGAAACCUUGGGGUACAAUGAUAAUGAGAGAAUGACGGCGACACCUCAAUGGCAAAUGGGUGGAACGAGUGCUCUGUCUUUUGAAACAAAAGGUUCCACGAUAUAUCUUCAAUCACAAAAGAAUAAUUUGCAUCUGGUACAGAAGAAACAAACCCCCUCAAACCGUCCAACUAUACCAGCGACACGACCGCAGAAGCUAGCCUACUAUCGCUGUCAAGUGACGUCGCCGUCCAAAACGCAGAUCAUUUGUAUGCAACAUGUGCGAUUCAACAGGUUUCUUUGGUAUUACAUAUUUAAUUUAUUCUUCAAGAGCCUACCGCACACAUACGUAUACAUUUUCCUGGCUUCCUACGCCGCCGAAGAACAUUUCUUUUUGCCUAAAAUGGUGCCUGUAUGUUGGGGUCUCAACAUUGUUUACAUCAUAACUGCGAUAAUGGAAAUCUUUUGUUACAUCGACAAUGCUAUAUUUCUAUUGGACUAUGCUAUAUGUGGAAUACUGUAUAAGAAUCCAUGGAACAGAUGUGACAAAAAAUCUACUUAUAUAGAAAAUCUUAAUAUUACAGUCAAUUGUUACGUAUUGGAAGAGUUUUCUAAAAAAUUCGAGAGCAAUUCAACGGUAUUUCGUUCCACCUUCUAUGCUACAGCUGACGAAGAAUAUUUUCAACUUGCAUCUAUAGAUUAUUUUAAACGACGUAUAGCAAUUAUUGAUAAUUGGAACUAUUCCUAUAUGAAUUUGUACUUUAUUUUUAUGUGGCUUUUGGUAGCAAUAUCUUAUAAAGCGUUAUUCAAAAAAUACAUUUGGGUGCACUUGUACAGAGUUCAAUUGGCACUGAAUAUAAUGUACAUGGCCGUUUUCGUGCAUCUCGUCUUGGACUCCUUCUUAGGACAUUUGGAUAGACGGCCAGAAAUAACCAGUACUGUCGACGAGCUGACUCAAAAAAUGUGGAAAGCCGAUGUUGAUAUGCUAGCAGAGUCUAUGACUACGCCUCCUGUCGUUCAUAUCUUGACAGCUAGAAGUGUUGACGAGAUCGAACCAAGUCGAGACAGCGCAGUGAUUUUAAUGUCGAACGCCAUAUAUUUUAUAUUUAGAGGAUUACUGUCUUACAAGAAAAAAAAAUACUGCGAAGCGUUGACAGGAGCUCCUAUAUAUCUAACUGAUUUUAACCAACAUUCCUUUUUAUACUUCUGGCCAAUGUAUUUCUCGAGUUUCUACUUGGGGAAUAUUUAUACGAAUGUGUUUUUCCUUCUUAACUUUUUAGUGGAAACAUUCGUUGUGAUUAUUACAUACGAAUGUCUAAUAGAAGCGAUAGUUUGUGAAUGGAAAAUGGUCAAAAGAAUGCCACUUACAUGUACCAUUAUCGUGGGUGGUAUUAUACCAUAUUAUUUGUCCACUAUUGACACUCGUAUGAUAUUUCUCGUAUACAGUAAAAGUAUAGUAACAUUAGCUGAAGUUAUUGGUAUAUAUAUUUUAUAUCCCUUGGGAAGAUUGGUCGAUGACAUUACCUUUCAUCACGGCGUGGCGCCAAGUAAACUUAGAAUUUUAAAUCUAAGAUUCGUUCCCAUAUUUUACACGAUAAAAAUUUACACAUUGUUCGACGCACUGGAAGAAGUAUUGCAACAAAUAAAAUUUUUUGAAAUGUACCCACUAAUGAAAUGGUCAUUUCUUUUAGUCUUAACACCCAUAUUUUUGGGAUUGAUUCACGCCAUUGUUAAAAAUAAAAAUGCUGGAAACGAUUGCUGGGCGUUAUUCUGUCCGAAGAAAGAUUUUGGACCCAGAGACUUUACAGUAAGGCAAUGGAGAAAACUGUACGACUCUAGAGAGUACGUUGGCUCGCAAGCCGCCAAACUUCUUACUCGGUACAUGAUGAGCAAAGCCGAGUCCAAAGCAUACGAGUUGGAUAUAAAAUACAAUCCUAGCAGAUAUUCCACUUUUGAUAGUGCUAUUCGGAUUGAGAAAGAGAAUAAAGAAUUUUAAACUUCUAUCCAUUUUUAAAAUAAAAUAUUAUUUUUUGUAAUAAAAAAUAACAUUUUUAGUAAUAAAUAUACUCAUUUAUUACUUGCUUUACCGGCUCGCCCGGCGGCGCGUACCUAUAUAAUAGUGUUUCGAAGCCUGCACGCUCUAUAGCACCUUAUCAUCUUUGUAUUGUCUAAUAACAAAAAAGCUGUAAACGUUGUUUAUUAGGACAUUCUGUAGUAGGUAGGCAUAUUUAGUAUCAGUAUUGCACCCGUGCGAAGCUGGGGCGGGUCGCUAGUUUUAUUAUAUUAUUAAGAUUGAUAGAGCUUGUUUAUAAUUACAUCUAAAAAUACAAUCUGUCACGACUCCUUUUUAUCCUCGAAACGUCGCAAAAGGCAACUAAGGAACAAGAAAAAUGGCUACAAAAGUGUAAGAACAGGAAAACUCGAAAUAAAACACUAAAUCAAACCGUCUUGACAGCGUGGUUCUAGUGGACUAAUAAUAUCCGUGCCCAGCUGUGAGACCUUAAUGAGUUCUUACAGAUAUAAGUAUAAAAUAAAGGUAUCAUCAUAUCAGCCUUUAACCCU